Schistosoma turkestanicum is the source of this 1733-nucleotide messenger RNA. The record is from the annotation of a GenBank genome assembly. Lineage: Eukaryota; Metazoa; Platyhelminthes; Trematoda; Strigeidida; Schistosomatidae.
GUCAUUGUAGCGCACUAACCCGCCUAAGUCAAAUCCAGGCAGGUGAUUGCCCCAAUUCUAGUUUUUCGGCAUAAGCCUUUUGUCUAAGUUCUUUGUGUUAGAAGUUUUUUAAGAGUUUUGAUGCAGCAUUUGGACAAAUCAGGCGAAUCAUCUGGCUUAUCGGAUGAUGAUUAUGUCCCUUAUAUACCAGUCAAGCAACGUAAACAACAGGAGCUUACUUCACUACAGCGUGUAUUGGGUAAUCUUGCUUACACAGAAGUACCUGAGGAAGAACUAGAUCAGGCUAAUGGAGCAGAACAUAUGGAAGAAGAUGACCCAGACGGUAUAGCAAAAAAAUCAUCUGAUGACAAACAUCAUGGACCUAAUGCUCAGGGUAGUUUAUUUGAUAGAAUGUGGGAAUUAAAACGAAAAGCUGAAGAAAGAAAAGAAACAGAACGAGAUAAAAAGUUGAAGGAAGAAGCUAAGAUUUUGGAAAGUGUUGCUGAAAAGACAGCUUUGAAAGGUGUUGCUGAACUAGCAAAAGGCAUCCAGUAUGAUAAACCAAUUCAAACCAGUUGGGUACCACCUAUAUAUAUUCGGGAACAAAGUGAAGAGAAGUCUGAGGAAAUCCGCAAAAAGUUUCGAAUUUUAACUGAAGGUGACGAUGUACCUGCUCCAAUUCGACAUUUUGGUGAAAUGUGUUUUCCAAGGGCUUUGAUUGACAUAUUAAAAGUGCGAGGAAUAAAAAAGCCUACACCGAUUCAAAUGCAAGGUCUACCAGCUGUAUUAAGUGGCCGAGAUAUGAUUGGAAUCGCAUUCACCGGUUCCGGGAAAACAAUGGUGUUCUCAAUACCAAUUAUAUUAUUUUCUAUGGAUCAAGAACAAAAAAUUCCAUUUAUUCAGAAUGAGGGACCUUACGGUUUAGUUUUAGGCCCAUCUGGACAACGUCAAACACUUUUAUUCUCUGCUACUAUGCCAAAAAAAAUACAAAAUUUUGCUAAAUCAGCCUUGGUAAAACCUGUCACUGUUAAUGUUGGUCGAGCUGGUGCAGCUAGUAUGAAUGUUACUCAAGAAGUGGAAUAUGUGAAACAUGAAGCGAAAAUCCCUCAUUUACUUAGUGCUUUACAGAAAACUCCACCUCCUGUGAUUAUAUUUGCUGAGCGUAAACAAGAUGUAGAUGCUAUACAUGAAUAUCUUCUUUUAAAAGGUGUUGAAGCAGUAAGUAUUCACGGUGGCAAAGAUCAAGAUGAACGUGUAUCAGCUGUGACAGAAUUUCGAGCACAUCAUCGUGAUGUUUUAGUUGCUACAGAUGUAGCUAGUAAAGGUUUAGAUUUUCCAGAAAUAAAUCAUGUAAUCAAUUAUGAUAUGCCUGAAGAUAUUGAGAAUUAUGUCCAUCGUAUCGGUCGUACCGGUCGUGGUCAUCAACGAGGUUUAGCUACAACAUUUAUCAAUAAAUCAGUGGAUGAAUCUACUUUAUUAGAUUUAAAACAUUUGCUAAUAGAAGCUAAUCAACCUGUACCAGAAUUUCUUGUUGAAUUGGCAUCAGCUACUGAAGCUGAACUUGAAAUGGGCGGUGAAGUUGGUUGUGCUUAUUGUGGUGGUUUAGGUCAUCGUAUAACACAUUGUCCAAAAUUGGAAGCUAUGCAAAAUAAAGCUGCUAUUAAUCUUGGUCGUAAAGAUUUCUUAUCUUCUGCAGAUUAUUGACAAAUUAUUAUUAUUAUUAUUAUUACUAUUGUUAUCUCAUCGACUGAAUA